AUGAGCGCCGCGACCCUGGCCCUUGCCGCGGGGCCCAAAGCUCAAGCCAAGGCGCCGGAGGCAAAUGACUCAGACAACGGCGAGACGUUGGAGGCGCCAAAGUCUUCAGAGCUUGAGCAGACACAUCAGGAGAAGCCCGCACCGACUGAGGAUCAAGUGGAGGCAAAGGGCUCAGAAAACGGCGAGGAAUUGCAGGCAACUCAGGCGCCGCAGACUUCAGAGCUUGAGCAGCCACAUCAGGAGAAGCCGGCACCGACUGAGGAUCAAGUGGAGGCAAAGGGCUCAGAAAACGGCGAGGAAUUGCAGGCAAUUCAGGCGCCGCAGACAGAGCUUGAGCAGCCACAUCAGGAAAAGCGCAAGCAGACUGAGGAUCAGGAGGAGGCACCGGGCGCUGACAGCGGCGAGAAGUUGCAGGACCUUGAGCAGCCUGACCAGCCAGAGCACAAGUCCAAGCGACAAAAGGUGCCUAGCAAGCGGGUGCUGGUAGUGCGUCAUGGGGAGGGCGUGCACCAGCUGAAAGGCAAGGCAUGGCAAGCCCCGCGCAACCCAAAACUGGGCCCGGAGCUGACCAAAGAAGGCCUGCGGCAGGCGAGGGCUGCCGGCGAGCUACUGGCCAAGGAAUUGGCGAAGCUCGCGGAGGAGGGCCUGAGCCGCGUGCUGGUGGUGACCUCCAACCUCUUCCGGGCCCUGCAGACAGCCUUGCAGGUCGCCCCGGCCAAGGUGGUGGUACACCCAGCGCUCCGGGAGCGCAUCCUGGACGAGAGGGACGAGCCUAGCGAGCUCAACACGCUGCGGGAGUGGCUCGUGGACGAGGAGCAAGACCACAAGGUGCAGCUGGAGUUGUACGAGGACGAGCUGGUUGAGGCGGGCGCAAUGGCCACGGCCGUAGACUUCACAACGCAAGACCUGCACUCGGUUUAUCUCCAGAGUUGCCGCGACUCUGACCUCAAGGACUCGUCUGCGGGUCACAAGGCGAAGCAGAACAAGGAGAUGCUGCUGAAGAGGGCGGCCGGCUUCACCCAGUGGCUCGAGGAGUUCCCCGCAGACGUGGCAAUUGUGGUCGGUCAUGCUGUACUGCUCGGCAUGAUUACCGGCGACAAGGAGUGGCUCGAGAAUGGUGAGGUGCGGUCCUACCACCUGCAGGAGGGCUACUGGAAGCGGCUGGACAAGGUGAGGUUGGCAAAGCCCAAGGCGCCGCCAGCGCUGAUACCCGCUGCAGGACCGGCUUGGCAAUUCACGCGCAUGGAGCCAAAGGUUGGCCUCAGGCCCCGUGGCUCCUUGGCGAAAUCCAUGACUUGA
Molecule: messenger RNA, 1299 nt
Organism: Effrenium voratum
Lineage: Eukaryota; Dinophyceae; Suessiales; Symbiodiniaceae
Source: the annotation of a GenBank genome assembly